UGCAUCAAACGUGUCUGUUCUGUCAAUCAAGAGCCAUUUUUCUUCUAUGUAAACGGUGGUGCAGGAACAGGAAAGUCUCAUCUUAUCAAAUGCAUUCACUCAGAAGCAUCAAAGAUACUGAGCAGACUGCCGAGACAUGCAGAGGAAGCCGACAUAUCGAGCCCUACUGUUUUUCUCACUGCAUUUACGGGAACUGCAGCUUUCGGGAUUGGUGGAACAACGUUGCAUUCUCUCCUUCGCUUGCCUCGCAGUUUAAAACCUCCCAUUCAAGGACUUGGCAAUAAACUGGAUGAAGUCAGAGCUGAACUGUACAAUGCUGAGAUCAUUAUCAUUGAUGAGAUUUCUAUGGUUUCCAAGCAGCUUUUCGCCUAUGUGGAUGCCAGACUGAAACAGAUCAAGGGUAAUAACAGACCUUUUGGAGGAAUGUCAGUCCUAGCUGUUGGAGAUUUUUAUCAGCUGCCACCAGUACGACAGUCUAAACCUCUCUGUGUGCACGACCCAUCUGAGAUUGACCUAUGGCAGGAACAUUUUCAGAUGAUCACCCUGACUGAGAUCAUGCGUCAGAAAGAUGAUGUUGCCUUUGCAGAAAUGCUGAACAGAAUUCGAGUGAAGGAGAAAGAUGAGGAACUGUCUGAGUCUGACAGAGAAUUGCUGACACAAGCCAUCACUCAACCAGAACUUUGUUCCACCGAUGUUCUGCACAUUUUCCCCACAAAUAAGUUGGUUGAAGAUCACAACUCAGCAACGCUGUCUCGGUUAUUUUCUGACAUCAUCACUGUUGAUGCAGACGACUUCCAGAAAGAUUCUCGAUCAGAAAGAAUGACACGGCAAGACAAACCCAGCAAAGGAGGACGCAAUGAUUUACCUGACACCUUGAAACUUGCGGAAGGAGCUCGUGUCAUGCUCACCAGAAACAUUGACAUACAGAAAGGAUUGGUGAAUGGUGCCUUUGGUACUCUGAUGAAGGUGAUUACUUCUGAGACGGAUCAACGCAUCACAAAGCUUGGGCUGAGAAUGGACAGUCAAACAGCUGGAAGACGUAGUGGACCUGCAGGAUCUGAUGAUCUGGUUUACGUGGAGAGAGCAGAGGAUACCGUGAAACAGAAAGGAGUGGUACGUAGACAGUUCCCUGUGAAGCUGGCCUUUUCUUGUACCGUGCAUAAAACUCAAGGCUUAACGACACAUGCAGCUGUAGUUUCCUUGGAGAAGAUCUUUGAAGCAGGCAUGGCUUAUGUGGCUCUAAGCAGGGUGACUUCUCUCAGUGGACUCUAUCUGUUGGACUUGGAUGAGAAGAAAAUCUACGCCAACCCUGAAGUUACUGCAGCCAUCCAGACCAUGAGACAAGCCAGUGUGGAUGACAUGAUGCCUCUUCUUCCUCUGAGAGAAACAGUUAGCAGGCCUGACACUCUGACUGUCGUCCAUCACAACACAGAGGGACUGCCAUCUCACAUCGAUGACAUCAAGAGACAUCAUGAACUGUGUCUGGCCGAUGUACUGUGUCUAACCGAAUCUCACCUGCAGGGCUCCUUUGUUGCAGACAGUCUUCAGCUGGAUGGAUUCACCUUGUACAAGCGUAACAGACACGUGUCGUACACAAACCUUCCUCAGAUGGCCAGCAGAUGUGGCGGUGGAGUUGCUGUUUAUUUCUGAAGGUUGAGGCUCCAGUCCAGGCACUGAUCGCAGCAGUGUACAGACCCCCCAGCUACAGUUUGACACGCUUCCUGGAAAACAUGGUAAGCCUUCUUGAUGCACUGGAGACGAUGGACUGUCACCCUGUAAUUGUUUGCGG
This is a messenger RNA of Melanotaenia boesemani (Boeseman's rainbowfish), 1789 nucleotides long. Its product is annotated as ATP-dependent DNA helicase PIF1-like. NCBI's taxonomy places the organism in Eukaryota, Metazoa, Chordata, Actinopteri, Atheriniformes, Melanotaeniidae. Gene Ontology annotation, molecular function: DNA helicase activity. The transcript has 2 exons. The record is from RefSeq and is a predicted model, not a curated record. Bases 346 to 1650 code for a protein of 434 amino acids. Gene Ontology annotation, biological process: DNA repair; telomere maintenance.